This is a messenger RNA of Cephus cinctus (wheat stem sawfly), 5365 nucleotides long. Its product is annotated as E3 ubiquitin-protein ligase RNF19A. The record is from RefSeq and is a predicted model, not a curated record. NCBI's taxonomy places the organism in Eukaryota, Metazoa, Arthropoda, Insecta, Hymenoptera, Cephidae. Gene Ontology annotation, molecular function: ubiquitin conjugating enzyme binding; zinc ion binding; ubiquitin protein ligase activity. Gene Ontology annotation, cellular component: cytoplasm; ubiquitin ligase complex. The transcript is spliced from 13 exons. Gene Ontology annotation, biological process: positive regulation of proteasomal ubiquitin-dependent protein catabolic process; protein polyubiquitination; ubiquitin-dependent protein catabolic process. The coding region runs from base 467 to 3241 and encodes 924 amino acids.
GCCAGAGUUCAGUCCAGUUUCUUUCGCGAGACGGACAAGCCACGUCUAUUGCGUAUCUGCCCAAACUGUUCGUUGUUCACUCUGAUUGCCCUGUACUUGCUAUUGUGAAAUUAGCUUUGAUUCAUUACACGUACAGGCACGUAUAGGGCUACAGUGAGGCUCUGUUUGCCAAUACUUCUAUAACCUGUUGUGACGGACGUGGUGUGCAUUAAACGAAAAACUACUUGCAGCUCGUGAAAGUGACCAAUUACGUAAAAUUUUCUGGUGAUUUCCAUCCUAUCUGAUGACAACGUGGAUUUUGAACGUCAAUUCGUCAUCCUCUAUCAAGUGCAACAAGUGAAAUACGCGAUUAACAGUAAGGAAGUGGCGUUUAUCGAAGAUCAUUUCGUUUAGCAGGUUGUGCAGUCUUUAAAAUAUUCAAGUACCCUGGAGAGUAUGGCAUUGUAGCAUUACACAGAUUCAUAGAAUGCGCAAAGAAACCGAUGCUGGAGUGGGUGGUUGCAAUGGAGUGCAAACUAGGCCUCGUAGACUUUUACCAAGGUUUUCUUUGCGGAGACUCUUGUAUUCCAGUCCCCUUAUUGGACGUCGUAUUACUAGGACACCUAGUGCCAGUAAUAGAAAUAAAGCUAAGGAUGCAACAAGCACCAGGGUGACAGAUGUAGAAAAAGGUGAAGCCAGAGUAAGUAAUGGCUCUAGUCAUUUUCAAUUUCACAACCUAGAUCUACAGCGUACUUCCAGCAAAGGCUCUGUACUACCUACUGCCGGAAAGAGCAACGAACAUGGCUUAAUGGAAUGUCCAUUAUGCUUGGCUGAACUCCCAUCCGAAUUAUUUCCAAUUGUACAGUCCUGCCAUCAUCGCAGCUGUUACGACUGUUUCCAGCAAUAUCUGAAGGUCGAAAUAUCCGAAUCCAGAGUUAAUAUAGCCUGUCCUGAGUGUUCGGAACCCCUUCACCCUAAUGACAUCCGAAUGAUCUUAAACGACCAAGUACAGCUGGAAAAAUAUGAAGAUUUUAUGGUACGCAGAGUACUGGCUGUGGAACCAGAUGCCAGAUGGUGCCCUGCACCAGAUUGUAGCUUCGCCGUUAUCGCCAGUGGUUGCGCAUCGUGUCCUAAGUUGCGUUGCGAACGACCAGGUUGCGAUUCAUAUUUUUGCUAUCACUGCAAAGCACGAUGGCAUCCAAAUCAAACGUGCGACGCAGCACGAGCUCAACGUUCCCAAUACUAUGAGCGAAGUUCGUCCCUGAGCUUUAGUCAGAGCGAUUCGCAACACAGAGACGACAUCAAACCCUGCCCGCGAUGUCAGGUUUUGAUUGUGAAAAUGGAUGAUGGCAGCUGCAAUCACAUGACUUGUGCUGUCUGCGGAGCAGAAUUUUGUUGGCUUUGCAUGAAGGAAAUCAGUGACCUACAUUAUCUAAGUCCUUCCGGCUGUACUUUCUGGGGAAAGAAACCGUGGUCGAGGAAAAAGAAGAUUCUUUGGCAACUCGGUACUCUCGUAGGAGCUCCGGUUGGGAUUGGCCUUGUAGCUGGUAUUGCAGUUCCUGCUAUGAUAAUAGGUAUACCAGUAUGGGUCGGGAGGAAGAUAUACACAAGAUACGAGAAGGCGAACAAGCACAAAAGGAAUGCUUUCAUCGCCGGUGGCGUUACUGCAUCGGUUCUGGUGUCACCGGUAUUGGCAGGAUUGGCAGUGGGUAUCGGAGUUCCGAUAUUGUUAUUUUAUGUGUACGGCGUGGUACCAGUCUCUCUGUGUCGUAGCGGAGGAUGCGGCGUAUCCACAAACGGAUCUGGAGUACGUUUCGAAUUUGACGACGAAAAUGAGCUGAUGGGUGCUUUGGGUGUACGAAACGCCGGAGAUGCAGCAUCGAUAGAUGUUGCGAGUCAUCGUGGCGGAAAUCCAUCGAUAGGAGAAGCUUCCCUCUCGCUGGGAAGCGGCAGCCAGCUGGAAAAGUUGGGCAGGGAAAAUGAUCGCGAGAGUGCCAGUAACGUAGCUCUGGCAGGUACAAGCCUUGCGGGAAGCAUAGCAUCUAGUGUUCUUCCAGGUGGCCAAAGGUUGGAGGUGCAAGCUGAUGUGACUUCCACGCAGAGAUUCAGUUUGUGCAGUGAAACUGCUUCUGCAGCUACCAGCCUCUCUGAAAAGUCUGUUAAUGCUUCAAUUGCACUGGAUGAUGGCGCAGCAUCGACUAGGGCAUUGGCGGGUUCUGUUCUCAAUUUUAAAGUCGACAGUAGCUCCACAGGCGGUGGACGAAGUACGGAAGGUGAACAGACAAUAGGUUCUACUGGAGGAGGUCACAUGGACUCGGCAGGACAAGCAGCGUCUUUGAGUUCGCUGGAGGAGAUUGCACCAGGUCUUGCUAAACGUACUCGACGUAGACCUACCCUUGACCGGCAACCUAGUGACUCCAGCAGUUGGACUGUCUGCGGCGAGGAUGGUGGAUCCGAGCGCGUUCGCUUCGAUGACCACGUUAGUUUCAUCGAGGCUGACCAGGAAGCUGGACUUGGGACAUGCGCAGUCAAUAAUCGAGGACCUGGAAGACGUAAGCGAAAUAAGGAGCUUGAGCAGGACGGCGAGGUUCCAAAAUCGUCAAGGUGCUCCAAUAGUGAACUAAAUUAUGCUGAGGCGAAUGUUGUGCUGGAUAUUAAUGAUGAACCACGUGAAAGGGUUAACGUGGCUACUCUACGAAGUGUAUUCUUUCACAAUCCAGCUGCCUGUUCUGAUCGUGAGACAAGGUUGCCAGUGAUAGUAGAACCAUCUGUAUCGCAAGCACAAACUUCAACAGAACAAAUUCGAUUGCCUGUAUGGGAGAAGUUUGCAGAAAAUGUAUCACGGGAGAAUUCAGCACAUGCGAGGUUACCGAAAAAGAAUAUGACUUCGUCACGAAUUACUACAGAGUCUAUUAGAAUGACUCAUAUGAGGACGCCAUCAAUCGUAGAAGCGCCAAUCAUUAAGAUGCCUCAUGAUUUGGAGUUCAAAUCAUCAUCUAUUGAUAGUCCUGUCAUUAUGAUGCCUCAUGAAUUGGAGCUCAAAUCAUCAUCUAUUGAAAGUCCUGUCAUUAUGAUGCCUCAUGAAUUUGUAUCCGAGAUCAACCAAGUUGCAAGGCCCGUCCUGACGCCUGAUGACUUUGUAUCCGAGAUCAAACCAGUUGCAAGGCCUGUCCUGAUGCCUCAUGAAUUAGAUUUCAAGUUAUCAACAAUCGAAAAGCCCAUCAUCAAACUGGCUCAUCACCCAACCGCGGCACCGUUAUAACCCACGAAACAGCCCAUCGUUUGGAGUGCCUCAUCAUGCAUAUCCAGCCCCUUCUUGAGACAGGGCCGAUACAUCAGUAAAGCUACCAUUAGUAGACCUACUAUUUAACGUCAUUACCCGUAGUAAUCAGCGAGUUACGAACUGUUACUCUCAUCAGAAUUAAACAUCACUGGUAAAACUGUCACCACUUACAUCAUCGUUUCCAGUUUGCACAGAGAAAAAUACCCCUUCGCCCGACCUACAAUACAGUCAUUUCUUCACACGAAGUUAAAUCAUUGUCAUUCAAGUUGUCGGAAUGAUAUCUCCGAAAUAGCUCAAAGUUUUCAUCGAAUCUAUUUGGAUGCCUGGACUAGAAGACCUAGAUCGUCUAUCCAGAACCAUGAUAAAAUGUUAUCGAAUGAUAGUAACCAAAUUACUUGUAUCAGCGUUAAAAGCUUCCGCAGUGCCAAUACGCGUAUCUGGCGUCUCAAAACCAGUUGAAAGUUUGCACUGCUAAAAAAAAAAAAGAACAAAGACUGAGCAUGCAUGCCACGUUAUACAUACUCAUACGAAAAAAAAGUAUAGACGCACAGUCAAUUUUAUAUACGUCCGUAUACUCUUUAACAAACUUCCUGCAGCGCCAAGAACUAAUGCACGCGCAUGCGCAAACCUCUAUGCCCAUGCACAUGCAUUCGAUCCGCGAACGUCAUUACGUGUACUUGCCCAAGCAGGCAACCAAUCGGAUAUCUUUUUUCAAAGAUGCAUAUAGGAACCGUGUAUAAAUUGGCUGUGCACAGAAAUACAUACCGAUACCUGCGCAUAUGCAUAUGCACAUUCGCGCGCGACAUAUGCAUCAAUGCACCGAUCAGAAUGAAAGUCUUGCAUAAAUGGAUAAGCGUGCUAUUAUGAUAGUAUAUUUAUCUGGAAUUAAUAUGGACGGUAAACAUCGACAUUCGUUAUGACAAUGACGACUGCUCUAUGGCGAUCAAACAAGCAAAAGGAACGAUAUUUGUACAUUAGAAUUGUGUACAUAGCUCGCGAGUAAAUUUUGCAAAACUCGAUCUGCCCGUAGAAUAUAUAUAUAUAUAUAUUCGCGCGUGUGUAAUACGUUCACAACUGUACCCUCUCUACUGCCCCAGUCCAGUCCCCUCUGCCCCUCCAUUAAGCUAGCUCAUUUAUUCUUUUGUCCACGUCCAAGUACGACCUAAAUUUUAAUCUGUCUGGGCAGAAGUUAAGUCGCAAUGCCCAAUGCUACUUCUUGCCUGUGUGCUUUUGGUUCGGCAGUGCAUCUACCGUAAGUGCGAUAAUUAUAAGAAGCAGAAAUUACAUAUUCGACGAUUACAAGCAUAUGUAAUAUAUAGAUAUAUAUGUAUUAUAUAUAUACACAGAUAUGAUUGGUACGUCGGUAAAAUUUGACCGGUUUUUUUUUUUUUUUUUUUUUUUGUAAUAGCCCCCCUUCCCGGUCCCACCUGCCCCAUGUUUGCCUAUAAAGCACAGAUUUCCUUAAGCCCUGAUUACUCAGUGCAGCAUUUAUUAGUAUCAUUUUAUUGAUUAUUUUGUUUAAUUCUCUUGUAAAGCUCACGUGGCUUCCGGCUUUCAUUGGUUCACGCAGUAAUAUCAGAGUAAACGGUGAAUGAAACUUGUAAUCGAUGACAAUCGAUACUGCGAGAUACGUUGAUACAUAGUGUAGAGUGUCGUGUUAAUGAUAAUUUUAUUUUUUACUACGAAAAGAGGUUUUGUAUAGAUAUUGAAUUUCCUUUAGAGAUAAUGGCGAAUCGAAUUAUUGUUCAGCAUAUUUGUUCUUUGUUGAUCGCAUGAUAGCGGAUCGUGGAUAAAUGUGCAAUUUUGUUUGUCAAAUAAAAGUUUCAGUGUAACGAUACACGCUUGCGAUACCUAAGCCUGGAUGCACGGGCCGAACCAUUAAACUCUAAAUGAUAACGUGAGCCGCCGUGUUUCCCCCCCACCUCUUAUACAGGAUAGAAGAGAAAAAAGAAGAAAAUGCGAAAAAAAGAAGAAGAAAAAAAACGAGGAAGAUAAUUGGAAACUUUUAUGUAAAUAAUAUAUCUACACUUAAGUCAGGCGUUACACGCGAAGCCUGUUCAUAGAUAUUGACAUAUAAAUAUAUUAAACAAUUACUGACGCAUA